UCGAAUUCGUUAGUAAUGGCGAACCAACUUGAGGACUGGAAUGACGAACUGUCUCAAAUCCUUGUCCCGGAUUCCGUCAUUCUGAUGAUAUACUUAGUGGUCGGAGUACUUGGAAACUCUAUCGUCAUUUACAUACAUACUGUCCGACUCCAGUCCAACCGGGAAGAACGUUUUUUCAUACCUGUUUUGGCCGUCGUGGAUUUAAUAUCAUGUGUCGUAAGUACUGCGUUUAGUUUCUCCAUAAACAUGCUUCCCGUGAAAUACAACAACGACAGCGCGUGCAAGAUAAUGUUUUUCCUCAAUAUGACGUGUUCUUUGAUGGCAGCGCUCAUGCUCGUCGUCAUAGCAAUGCACAGACAUAGAAAAAUAUGUAAACCUUUCAGUAAACAACUGAACAUGUUCUGGAAGAAGAUUGCUAUUGUUUGUAUUGCUGGCGUCUCCUUGGUGAUUUCCUGGCCUUGUUUCCUCUUCUACGGCUCCAAGGAGGUGUACAAGGAGGAGAGUCUCACUAUAGGAUACCGUUGUACCAAUGUCCGGGGACCCUGGUCAACAGUCCAGCCACUGGUAUUCAAGGCUGCUGUCAUGCUGUUGGUGGCCUUCAUUCUCGUGUCACUGGUGGUCUUCUAUGUCCUGAUAGGAAUAGUCGUAUUCAGGCAGAUGCGCUUUCACAAGAAGCAGGGUAUCGCUUAUGGUGCCUCAGACGACAGAUCACAAAACACUAAAUCCCCGAAUUCAAAUUCUGGUGAUUCAUCAUAUGUCACAGAAGUACCGGACAAAAAUAGUGCGCCUAAAAUCGAUACUCAAAAAUCCUCAGAAGCUGACAUUUCAUCACCAAUCGACAACAAUGCAAAAUCGCUGAACAUGGUUUCUGAUUCUGAUCAAAAGUCCUCCUCUAAUAUUGGACACAACCAAAGGCGAUCAACAACGUGUAAAAGUGCUCUCACGAUUGAUCACACAACCAGAAACACUGGUCCCUCAAUGACCCCGGGGGUGCGACUGUCGCUCAUCUUCAUGUUGAUCACUCUGGUGUUCAUUGUGUGUUAUGUACCAAAAGUGGGACUGAUGAUCUACGAAUCCCGGAAUGAGAACUUCUGGAUCGAGCUUCCCCCCUCGGAGUUGUCGGGCUUCAGGUUCCUUUACACUGCUUUUAUCAUCAACAACAUUGUCAAUCCUAUUAUCUACGGUUUCCUCGACCGACGAUUCCGUGACGAGGUGUACGGAUUGUGUCCCUGUGUGAAGAAAUAGCAUUCCUUAUUUCGAAGUGGAUGUCUACAAGAAGGCUUAUUUCUUGAAAACAUGUAAAACGUCUAAGUUUAUUUCUUUUAUUAUCGGAAAGAAUGAAAGAACUAGUGGGCAAGUUGGGAGUGAGUUUGCCGAACCGUCGGUAUCUGAUGUGACGGAACAAUUACAGACAAGUGUGUGACAUUACUAAUUGUUCGCAAGAUUGUCGUCGAAAGUUAAUAUUUAUAUGGAUGGAAUUGGUACAUUCUUCUCGGAGGAUUACACUCCGUGUCAUUAGAGUGGAAUGAAACUAUUUGUGUUCAAAGUCGUCACGCUGAAUUGAUGAGAAAAUUGUCAACGCCGUAACAAAUACCCAUGUGCUUUUCGUUAUUCACAGAGGGCGCUACUUCGCUGUUGAACACAGUAUAGUGGAUGUUUGCACGUGGAGCAUUGUCCCUCAGAAAACAAUACGGCUUUCCGAAUACAUGUAUUUCUAGCAGGUUUAUCUUAAAAG
Mizuhopecten yessoensis (Yesso scallop) is the source of this 1735-nucleotide messenger RNA. Its product is annotated as cholecystokinin receptor type A-like. The record is from RefSeq and is a predicted model, not a curated record. NCBI's taxonomy places the organism in Eukaryota, Metazoa, Mollusca, Bivalvia, Pectinida, Pectinidae. Gene Ontology annotation, molecular function: G protein-coupled peptide receptor activity. The transcript has a single exon. Gene Ontology annotation, cellular component: membrane. Bases 16 to 1245 code for a protein of 409 amino acids. Gene Ontology annotation, biological process: neuropeptide signaling pathway.